This is a messenger RNA of Caenorhabditis bovis, 1779 nucleotides long. The record is from the annotation of a GenBank genome assembly. NCBI's taxonomy places the organism in Eukaryota, Metazoa, Nematoda, Chromadorea, Rhabditida, Rhabditidae.
AUGGACCAUUUGAGACGUCUCAAUCAGAAUUUGGACGAGCUGAGUUUGGAUAAUCAUCAGGUUGGUUUUAGUGGUGUUCAUAGUUUGGUGAGACGGCGGGUGGGCGGAGUCCGUCCACCCUCCAUGGUGGCGCCCGAUGAUGAUGUUGGUUAUUCGCAGAGUCCGCCGGGUUCAGUCGACAGCAGCUAUUCAUCGAGUUCGAGUGUUCUGCCGGAGCUCGACGCCUAUUGCGAUUUGGUGCGAUUCGAGGAGCCGCUCGACGUCGAGUUCUUCACGGCGAUGUCGAAACGCCACCACCACCAUCACCAUCCUCAUUCUCAUCAGCCGUCGUUCGAUUACGACACCCAACAAUCGAGCAGCUCGUCGCGCAAAGAAUCCGCGUGCUCCGACGGCUACGAUCCCGAGUUUGACGAGCUCAUCGCGAAAUUGGUGAGCACCAGCGAGGAAGCCAACGCCACACAGCAGCAGCAGCAGCCGCAGCCCAACUACUUCCAGAUGCAGACGCACGAGUUCCUCAUACCGCAAUACUCGUCCCACGUCGUCGAUUUCAUGGCGGCCAGUCAGCAGCAUUUUGUGCCGCAAUUCGGCUAUUAUCCGCCGGCGUUUCCGAUGUCGGACUCGCGACGCGGCAGUCAAGGGACCACUGGAAGCUCGACGAACACCGGCGGAACGCCGUCGCCGCACGCCGCCACAAACAUUUUGACCGGCGAGCCGACGAGCGGCUUCGGCAUUCCGGCGGUCGACGACGACGCCGACAAACGAUGCGCGGUGUGCAACGAUCGCGCCGUCUGCCUUCACUACGGCGCGAGAACGUGCGAGGGAUGCAAGGGCUUCUUCAAGAGGACCGUCCAGAAGAGCUCGAAGUACACAUGCGCCGGCCAGAAGAAUUGUCCGAUCGACAAACGCUACCGUAGCCGGUGCCAGUAUUGCCGAUUUCAAAAGUGUCUCCAAGUCGGCAUGGUCAAAGAAAUCGUCCGAAACGGCUCGUUGUCGGGCCGCCGCGGUCGCCUCUCGUCGAAGACCAAAUCGCAUCGAUCCGAUGAUCAGCCGUCGCCGCCGCUUCCGUUGCUCUCGCAAUUGGCCAAAGCCAACAUUCCGAAUUUCAUCGGGAGCGCGUCCGGCAAGAAAUUGGUAAUUUCGCUUAAGAGCCUUGAUGUUCAUGAGAGCUUGACCUACUUCCAGUCCGAGUUCGACGCGAUCGAAUCGCUGAUUAAGACGCUGCCGCUGAUUUGCGACCUUCACGCGUCGGACCUUCGUGUGCUGCUCGCGCGCUCGUUCUUCGCCAUCGCCGCCGUCCGAUUCAUUAAUCGGAUGAUCACGCGAAGUAGCCAAGAGAUUGUGUUCGAGAACGGCGACGUUGCCGACAUUCUCGGUUUUCCCGAGCCGUUUCGCAAGAUUCUCUAUGAGAUGGCGUCACGCCUGCCGGCGUUCGCCUCGUGCGUCGAAUGGGACGCCGACACGUUCGCGGCGCUCGUCGGACUUCAGUUUUUGGCCGGAAAUCAAGAUCAGCACUUGCCGCUUCAGAGGCGAUGCGAUGUCGAUAAAGCGCAGAGUACGAUAUUGAAUGCCUUAAAGGAUCAUUGCAGCAGCUCACAGAACAAAUUGGCGAAGGUUGUUGGAUUGAGCAAGGAGUUCGACAAUUUCCACGGAAUCGGAAUGCAAUUGGUCAACUACAUUGUAGCCACGUAUCCGCAGCCGCCAAAAUUCUGCACGGACAUCGUAAUGCUUCAAGGAAUCCCGAACGAGAUGGUAUUCGUCAAUAAUCCGUGGUCGAAUUAG